Owenia fusiformis is the source of this 5275-nucleotide messenger RNA. The record is from the annotation of a GenBank genome assembly. Lineage: Eukaryota; Metazoa; Annelida; Polychaeta; Sabellida; Oweniidae.
CUAAAAUCAAAAUGGCUCCUCAUCGAGGAACAACAAUCGUUCAUACAGAAUUUCCACUUUAUACCGUACGUGCCCUAGGUGAUCGUCAUUUUAUGGUGGCGGGAGGAGGAGGAACUGCUAAGACGGGUGUUAAGAAUGCUAUUGAAAUUUAUGAAAUUAAGAAUGCAGAAGGAGAACUCCACUCAGAAAAGUUGGGCCGCCAUGAAACAACUGAUGCAGUUAUGAACAGUGCAUGUAUUUGCAACACUAAGAACUAUGUGCUGGCAGCUGGGAUGGAAGACAAAUGUGAAAUAUUUAACCUACGAUACAAAAUUAUGUUUCAGUCUAAAAAUCCAGAUGGAGACACUGUGGUUAGGAAAAGGAAGAGCAAUCUGACGAAAGCUCAGGACAUCAAAGAUGCUGAGCGUUCUAUUAAAUUUGAAGUUGAGCACCUGAACUCAGUGACAACAGACUUCCAUAGCAAAGGUGGCUACCAGAAAGUUGUUGCGUUCAAUCUGGAGGGAACACUCAUGGCAACUGGGGGAGGAGAUGGACAUCUCAGGGUUUGGGAGUAUCCCAAAUUGAAGAAAGUGUGUGAUGUAAAGGCACAUAACCAGGAGAUUGAUGAUCUGGACAUUAGCCCACAACAAAAUAAGGUUGUGACCCUCUCUAAAGAUAACAAUGCAUUUAUAUGGGACAGUAGGAAAGGAAACAAAAUAUGUCCACUCAAGUGGACUCAAAAUACAGGAGAUACAAAAUACAGAUAUAGAAACUGUAGAUAUGGCCUUAUAGAGGGAGCAAGAGAUAAGUUCAACCUCUACACGACACAUAUACCUGUAGUCAGGGGAACUAAACCGCCAAAUUGUUACCUCACAAAGUGGGAGACCAAGAACUACACACCUUGUAAGAUAGUCAGCACUGGUCAGGCAGUCACUUCAGCAUUAGCAGUCAGCUCAGAUGGUACCUACCUUGGACUAGGGACAUUAUCUGGAGAUGUAGGGGUCUAUAUCUCAUAUAGUUUACAGAAAUUAUAUUAUGUAAAAGAGGCUCAUGGUAUAUUUGUUACGGGACUAGACUUUUUCCCAUCCUCCGAUUCAACACGUGCAAUAAUGGGUGACCAUGACGUAAACCUGCUCAGUAUCUCCGCGGACAACCAAGUCAAAGUUCAUCAGGAACCCACCAGAGCCAGUUACAGUGCAUUCUGGGUGCUGCUAGGUUUCCUUGCCAUCAUAUAUGCCAUCUUUUGGACACUCACUGUACUUGGAUUAAAAAUAAAGACUCGGGAAAUAUCUCAUUUUACGCUGGAUUUCUUGUGGAAUAAGCUUACAAAUAGCAGAAGCCUUACGAUGGGUCGGUCACGGAGAAGACGAAGGUCGUGUAGCAGAGAUUCUUCUUAUGACAGCUAUGAUAGGAACAAGCGACGCAAGGUCUCUAAUAACAGUUACUAUGACGAUUACAAAUAUAGGCAUUCCAGGUCUAGAUCUCGCACUCCUCGCAGACGUGAAUACACCCCAGAUUCUUACUACAGAGAAAGAUCUUAUACUCCUGAACGUGAGUAUCAAAGACGGCAAAAUAGACGGCAUCGUUAUGACGACAGAUUUGACUACAAUUCUGACUACGACAGGUACCGAUCACAGGAUGAGAGUCGCUACCGUAGCAGUAGGCGGCGUCCUCGCCACAGACGACAACAUCGCAGAUCGGAAAGUACUAGUACAAGCGUGAGCCGGGCUGAGAGUAGGGCAUCAAGCAUUCAUGAUGAUGAUGAUGGGCAUCUUAUAUACAAGGCGGGGGACAUGCUUCAAGCGAGAUAUGAAAUCAUUGGUACUUUAGGAGAAGGAACAUUCGGCAAGGUUGUAGACUGCAAAGAUUUACAAAAAAAUGGUGAGAGAAUUGCUCUGAAGAUCAUCAAAAAUGUGGAAAAAUACAGGGAAGCAGCUAAGUUGGAGAUUAAUGUUGUUGAAAAACUUAUGGAAAGAGAUCCAGAUGGAGACAAUUUAUGUGUGAGGAUGUUGGACUGGUUUGAUUACCAUGGCCACAUGUGCUUAUCCUUUGACAUGCUUGGUCUCAGUGUCUUUGAUUUCCUUAAAGAUAACAAUUAUCUCCCAUACACAAUGGAACAGGUCCGGCAUAUAAGCUACCAGGUCCUUAUUGCAGUAAAAUUUUUACAUGAGAUGAAGUUAACACAUACAGACCUGAAGCCCGAAAAUAUUCUCUUCCUCAAUUCAGAUUUCCAUGUUAAAUAUAACACUAAAAGGAAGCGAGAUGAAAAAGCAGUAAAAAAUACAGAUAUCCGUCUGAUAGAUUUUGGCUCUGCUACAUUUGACCAUGAACACCACAGUACUAUUGUCUCCACUCGGCAUUACAGGGCACCAGAAGUUAUUCUAGAGCUUGGUUGGACACAACCAUGUGAUGUAUGGAGUAUAGGCUGCAUCAUGUUUGAGCUUUACACAGGCUACACACUAUUCCAAACACAUGACAAUAAAGAACACCUAGCGAUGAUGGAGCGAAUACUGGGCUCUAUACCUUACAGAAUGGCUAAGAAAUCAAAAAAAAGCAAGUAUUUCUACCAUGGACGAUUGGACUGGGAUGAACAUAGCUCAGCUGGUAGAUAUGUCAAAGAUAAUUGCAAGAAGAUAAAGCGAUACUUGAUGAAAGAUGAUGAUGACCACAGGCACCUCUUGGACAUCAUUGAGAAAAUGCUGGAGUACGAUCCAGCAGAACGCAUUACAUGCUACGAGGCAAUACAACACCCAUUUUUUGAUAAAAUCGACAAUCGGCUACCCGGGGACCCAAAAUUCUCUGAAAAGCGUGAGCGAUCCCACAGUUUGAGUAGGUAGUUGAAGGCCCAUUCUACACUAUGAAAAUCUACACAAUGAACUCGACAUAUAGAGACCAAUAUCCACAUUGUAUUUGUGUUUGCAUCAGAAUUUGUAACCAAUCUGUUCAGUAUUGCAAUGUGAUUGCCAAAUUGUUUUAAGUUGCUUUAAAUUAUUCACAAAUGAUGUUGCAACAUUGCUUAAAAUAAUUAUAUUGCUAAAAUUCAAAAUUCUUUUUUAAGUUUUAGUCGAAGCAUCACCGAUUUGAUUUGGUAGUCACUGCCACGUGCAAUUGACAAAUGUUACUGUAACAUGUUUUAUUAGCUGUGCGAUUAUUAACUUCAAAGUUUCAUUAUUGUCAUCAUUGUCACAGAAUGAGAAUAUUGUCUUAUAAUGUUGAAGCUAAGUGCAUAAUAUAAAUAUAAUGAUAUAUAUUACCUAGUCAACCACCUUGUGUAUCUACACCUUCCUAGCCUAUUGUAGUAGAUGUUUUCUUAUGCUAGGAAUGUGUGGAAUAUGGUGUGUGUUCAUGUACUGGUAAACACAAUUUUAAACCCAAUCAGCAUUUUAAUUUAUGGUGUCAGUUAGCAUCUGCGACUAAUGAGUAUGAAGAUAUCUGCAUUUAUAAUGACUUGCACACUCUACAUACACAGAUAAAUUGAGAUAUUGUAAAACUAUGUAAAAAUAUCCUUUUAUACUGUGAUGUUAAGCAUGGUGUGUCCACCUGGUGUGUCAAGUGAAUGACGUAUCCAUGGGGACUACACAUGCUGUGUCAAUGUGAAGACACAAUUGGCUUACUGUUUAAUGCAAUUCUUGUUUGACUGAGUAUUUCAAAGUGUAUAAUGCAUACAGUUUCAAUGCAUGUUAUGUGAAAUGGUACGCACAUCUCCAAACAAUAUGUGAUUUAUUUACUAGCGAUUUCAUUCAGUGCUUGUGCUAAGUUUUGAGACCAGCUUUUUCACAUACCAUGUAAAAGAAAGAAAUCAACCUGCCCAAAUUAAAUUGAAAAGGAUUAAUAAGCCCCUAAUUUGAUUCAGGAUUAUAUUAUCAGAAAGCAAUAAUUUUGAAUAUUGAUUAUUCAUUCUUGCUCAAAAUGUAAUCAAAGUGAAACUGUACUCCCAGUGGACGAUUCUGUGAUUCGAGCUAUUUGAAUAUAUCUGAUGACAAUAUUAUCAUCCAAUUCACAUUAACUAAGCACUGCAAGCUGUAUAGCUAGAUAUGUUUUAAAACUAUUUAUUAAGUACUGUACUUAUGUACAGACUAAUUGAACUCUUGACAACUUUGUAUUUAUUCAGAAACAAAUCCCUGAAUGCUGGCAAUUUAGUCUAGAACAUAUGUUUCCAGUUUGAGACAUGAGCAGUCAUCUUGGAUGUCAGGUGACCAAAUCAGUGAGACAUUGUCAUAUUUGGUGACAAUGUCAUAUUUGGUGACAAUGUGGCAUUUUCUAUUUGGGAAGGGCUAAGGUCAUCAAUGGAGACUUAUGUUCUAGACUGAAGUAUCCAUCAGCAUAAAGAGUUACAAAGUUGUCAUAAUGUAGUUUAAGUGUGAAUAUUGUAUAUACUGGAGUGUUUCCAUCCAAUAAUUAUACCCCUUCUAGAUUUUGAAAUACUGGCCACUAUAUUUUUAGUCUAAAAAUCAUGUUGUCUUCUGAACUGUCCUUUCAUUAAACAGGAAUUCAAUAUAUUUUGUGAUUUAUGAUUUACCAACACAUUAACCUUACAUGCCUGUGAAUUUAAUUUUUGGCAACUUCUUCAGAUUUUUGCGGAUACAUGAUAGAUGCUAACCUGUGGAAGAUUUCUAGAAGGGGUGUGUAGUUUAGUACAAAAUAUCUAUAAAACUGAGAUGUAGAAUUUGUAUAUAAUUUAUUUUCCAUGUUGAAGAUGUAGCGUAUAUCAUAAUCACUCACAUACACUCUAGCUGAGAAUGUCACCACUGGGCUGUGAGACUUGUGCCUGUAUAUCUCCUCAAUUAGACAUACAGACACGAUCCUGAUAGCCAUGGUUACCAUAGCAACAUCAUUAUAAGAUCAAAUUGGACCUAGCAACCAAGCACUUACGCUGGAUUCAACAUCAUUAUCAUUGUCCUCAUAGUCAUAUCACAAAAUAUAAAGAACACAAUUUAAUUUUAAUCAUUUAUAUACAGACGUAACAUUUAUUAUUUGCCUUCAUUGAUUCAAAAAGUGUUGUGUAUGACAUACAGGUAGCAAUGCAUAUGUGAGAUAAUUUAAAGAGUAUUAAACUGUUUUCAGUCUCUUAACUUUAUGAUGAUUAUUAGUAAUUCACUGUUCAACUAAAAAGGGAAAUACUCAUAUUAAAUUUUUACGUUUCAAUCAUACUAAAAAUUUAAAGAUCAUGGUCAUUUCUUUAUGUUACUGUUGGCAUACAAAUGUACAUACUUUUGUUUUAUAAAAGGUGCUGCUUAAAAUAAACAAUGAAUUUGUUUUCAUAACAGAGCUUGUAAAAUAUAUUUCAUCAACCAUA